Messenger RNA from Neurospora hispaniola, 1019 nucleotides. RefSeq lists its product as uncharacterized. The transcript has a single exon. NCBI's taxonomy places the organism in Eukaryota, Fungi, Ascomycota, Sordariomycetes, Sordariales, Sordariaceae. The coding region runs from base 123 to 413 and encodes 96 amino acids. The record is from RefSeq and is a predicted model, not a curated record.
CUAGGCUUUUCUUUCUUUUUUUCUCGUCCCCUUCUCUGAAAUAUCUUUCCACUGGGACGGAUAACUCACACCGACAUGUAUCCGCAUCCGCAUAACGUCCACAUGUCUGUACAGUAUGCAUAAUGCGCCCGCAUCCUUUCACCAUGCUUUCACCGUGCUGUACUUGUUUUUCUUUUUUCUUAUCCCCGCGCUUGCUCCGUGCCGCUCCCCGUAAACUGCUCCCUUACCCCUUUCUGUACCGUGCUGUUGGUCUGCUUGCCGAUAACCGAGAUGGGGGGGAGUGCGUGGCCUUUGUUUACCAUGAAGAAGGGGAUGAGACAGAUCAGAGACAGCCUGCAACUCAACUUACAGAUGGAUGUCUAUCUGAACUGAGACUCCUCGGGAGUUCCGAGACAUCGAUGCAGGCAAUCUGAUGUUGAAUGGAGAGACUACCUACCUAUCUACCUACCUAUCCACCACAACUUGCUUGCUUGGUUGAUGAACAUUUGGCGAUUCAUGGGUUCUGCUGCCGGAUGUGGAUUUGAUGGAAAAAGGAGGUGAGACCAUGUCUUUGUCUUACGGUCAUCUGUCAAGCUGAGCUGCCGAGGCGUUGAAUUGAAGACGUCGAGAGUAAGUGUGAAGACGACGUGCCCGUUGAGGUAGGUACCUAUAGAGGUAUGUAUGUGCUCCGUUCUUUCUCCCGAGUGCGACCACGAAAGAUACCGUGUUGAAUCCCAAAUCAUCUGCUGGUUAAUGCAUCCAGUCUACGAGAUGGACGCGCACACAGCUGACGCAGUCCUGCUCUCGGCAACGUCGUAAUCAGGCCCAGCUCACUAUUCCUUCGCAGUAUCGUGGCAUUUCGCCGCGGUUACUCAAAUUUGAAGCCAUGUCUUGUUGCUGUUGGUUAUGUUUGCUAGCAUAGCCAAGCGGCCAAGCCCAGGUGAAGCAAGGUGAGGAGGAGGAUUUGAUUCCAAAUGUGACCCCUGUCAUCCCCCACUGUGAGGCUGCAUCUCCCGUCCCGCCCUACCGCCCAUGUCGCC